Molecule: messenger RNA, 1530 nt
Organism: Penicillium bovifimosum
Lineage: Eukaryota; Fungi; Ascomycota; Eurotiomycetes; Eurotiales; Aspergillaceae
Product: putative neutral amino acid permease
Exons: 4
Coding region: 1-1530 (509 amino acids)
Biological process (GO): amino acid transmembrane transport
Cellular component (GO): vacuolar membrane
Molecular function (GO): amino acid transmembrane transporter activity
Source: RefSeq, a predicted model, not a curated record
AUGGCUGCGCGAAAUGAAGCAACAAUGCCUGUUGGCUGGGACCACGACCGGGACCUCGACGGUAACCCUGAGCUGUCCGACAAAUCUGAGGAGGAGCCGAAGCUGAAGGACUUCGAUGUUGAGGGCCAGGGUCGCCGUGGCUCCCACCAUCAUGUCACUGCGAUCGACUCGCAUUCGUCGACGGAGAGCAUCGGUCGUCAAAUUGAGAUGGAGUCGGAGAAUACCAUCAAAUACCGCACGUGCAGUUGGCAAAAGACGGCUGCAUUGCUUUUCUCUGAAUAUAUCUGUUUGGCUAUCAUGUCCUUCCCCUGGUCAUAUUCUAUUCUGGGCCUGGUUCCCGGUAUAAUUUUGACGGUGGUCAUUGCUGGAAUUGUCUUGUACACUUCGUUGAUUACUUGGAGAUUCUGCCUGCGGCAUCCGGAAGUUCGCGAUGUUUGCGACAUCGGCCAGUAUCUAUUCUGGGACUCGAAGAUUGCGUGGUGGGCUACGGCGGUCAUGUUCCUUUUGAACAACACUUUCAUCCAGGGCCUACACUGUGUGGUGGGUGCGGAGUACUUGAACACGAUGUCCAACGGCGCAGUAUGCACAGUCGUGUUCUCGCUGAUCGUCGCAAUCAUUUCCUUUAUUUUCUCGCUCCCGCGCACAUUCAACACGCUUUCCAAAAUCGCGACGCUAUCCGCUUUCUUCACCUUCAUCUCCGUCGUCUUGGCCGCUGUGUUCGCUGGAGUUGAAGCCCACCCCGCAAAAUACUCGCCCGCAACGGGAGACCCUCUUGUGCUUAUAAUUCCUGCCAAGGGCACAACAUUUGUGAAGGGCAUGAACGCCUUCUUGAAUAUCAGCUACACCUUCAUCGGUCAAAUCACACUCCCUAGUUUCAUCGCCGAGAUGAAGGAGCCCCGCGAUUUUUGGAAGUCCGUGACAGCCGUGACCAUCGCCGAGAUUAUCGUAUUCAGCAUCGUCGGCGCAGUAACCUACGUCUAUGUCGGCAAUCAGUACAUGGUUGCCCCGGCCUUUGGUUCUAUCGGCGACGACGUUUUCAAGAAAGUGUCAUUCUCGUUCAUGAUCCCGACAAUCAUCUUCCUGGGCGUGCUGUAUGCCUCCGUCUCGGCCCGAUUCAUCUUCUUCCGGCUCUUUGAAGGUACCCGGCACAAGGGCAAACACACUGUCGUCGGCUGGGCUUCGUGGGCUGGUAUUCUCGCCACCCUUUGGCUUGGUGCUUUCUUCAUUGCCGAGGUCAUUCCCUUCUUCUCUGACUUGUUGUCCAUCAUGAGCGCCCUCUUCGAUUCUUUCUUUGGCUUCAUCUUCUGGGGUGUCGCUUAUAUGCGUAUGCGUGCUGCAGACCAUGGUCCCCGUUUCUUCAUGGUUCGCGGGAUUCGCGGCUGGCUCGGAUUCCUCUUCAAUGCUUUCUUGAUUCUAGUUGGCUUCUUCUUCUUGGGACCCGGAACAUACGCUGCUGUUAUGUCCGUUCUCGCCAGCUACGCUGACGGCACUGUCGGUGGCGUUUUCACCUGUGCCAGUAACGCAUUAUAG